AUGGAGCUAGCUCAGACCCAGCUAGCCCGAGCUGUUCCACCUCUGCGCCGGAACGCUGGGACUUCAAAUCCAUCGAUAAGCUCUGACCGCCUUGCCCUCACCUUUAUGUCUGAAUGGCAUUCAUUCACAAGAGAAGCUUUCGAAGCUUUCCAAGAAGCUGAAAUCACCCAUGAAGUCCCGUUUCAUGAUGAAACUGAGCUGUACACGGUCGGAAAUGAACUUGGUGUAUCCGGCAGGUUCGUCCGAAAUCUUUGCGACCCGGUGAUGAGGGCCCUUGAACCAUUACAGGGGAUGGCUUCGAUCCGAUUCGCCGAUUUCCAAGCAAUCUCUACUCCAGAAGACGUGGUUCCAGAUGUAUGUCUGGGGCUCAUUGCAGUUGACCCAACACCUGACAAUGUGCAUUUGGUGGGAGAAUUACAAACACCAUGGACCAUCCCCGAUGCAUAUCUUCAUCUAAAUCGACCUAAUACAUCCUAUCAUCUCGAGCCACUGAUAGGACAGCUUGUUGCUCAAAUGCGCAAGUGUUCGCUUUGCUUUGGAUUUUUAUCCACCUACUCCUCAACAAUCUUUGUCAAACGAGCAGCGGACUAUUCUUUUCUUCUUUCGCCGCCCAUCAAGCACCACGCGAUGCAGCCUUCUCUUCGCCAGUUGUUUGCUGGUUUCUGUCUCAUGGCCUUGUCGGAGCCAAAGUACUUUGAAGAUCCGUCAUUUCAGCCAAGAGAUUUACGAGGCCCGUCUCCUCGCCGCGCCUCCGCUCGUCUACUCAGAAAUCCCGAUGGCCCGCCUCAAUCAUCGACGAGCGGAUUAGACUCUGUCACAUCGGAUAGUAUUAUCGUAAGCACUGGUGGAUCUCCCCAUACAGUAAUCAAUUGCGUUCGUCAGUUGUCGGACCCAAGAGUCAAUUCCAAGGCUACAUGGCUAGCCACAAUAGAUGGCACGCCGGUGAUUCUAAAGUGUUGGCGGCUGAAACAAGACGAGCUGUUUGAUACCGAGGCCGAGGUUUAUGACCGUAUCUGGACUCAGCGGCCGGCUGGUCUUCAUAACUUCACUAAGUGGAUUUUACGGGGAGAGAUUGUUUGCUCGAGCAUCUUCCCAUCGGGAUUUGCCCUCGUGUUAGAGCAUAGAGACGGGGUGCAACUUAACCGACUAUGGCAUACUCUAUCCGAGGUCGAACAAGCCCAUAUUCAGUCCGAAUGCCUUGAUGGAAUUCAUGCUUUGCGACAAGUGACCGUGCGUCUUGAUGAUGCGGGGAUGCACAAUAUUCUCUAUAGCAGGGAAAGUGGGGUGGUGACUUUGCUUGACUUUGAAAAUGCCAGGGAGGUAGAAAGCCAUUCAGUAAUCCCAGCGCAUCACGAAAUGGGCGCCAUCUUUGGCUCUCAGUUUCUGUUGGGACAUCCCUCUGGUGGCUAG
This is a messenger RNA of Penicillium macrosclerotiorum, 1410 nucleotides long. RefSeq lists its product as uncharacterized. Lineage: Eukaryota; Fungi; Ascomycota; Eurotiomycetes; Eurotiales; Aspergillaceae. The record is from RefSeq and is a predicted model, not a curated record. The transcript has 4 exons. The coding region runs from base 1 to 1410 and encodes 469 amino acids.